GAAAAAUUCAACUAAAUGAUUUGAAAAGCCUGAUGUAAAGCUUUUCAAAUGUUACUUGGAUUUAAAAAUAUUUUUGAACCCUCUGGACAAGUAAAAUAGGAUUUAAUGGAUAAUUUACACAACAGGUAGAACACUAACACAUCUAGUACUUAGAAUAAGGCUAUUUUUUAUUUUGUUGAGCUGUCUAGCCAGCAAGAGUGUUAUUGUCCCUUUAACAAUGGCCUUGGAGUUUUUUAAGGGCUGGCCGAUUCCCACCUAGAAACACCUUAAAACAUUAUGGUGCCUACAGUACAUCGAAAACUAAAUUACUUACCUUUCCAAAGAUGUAUUCUAGACACUUCUAAUGACUUGUGGAGGGGCCUAAUUAGAAGGAUGACUAUGUCAAACAAAUAUACCACAUUUUGAUCAGCUUACAUUUCAAUACAUUUUGAGUAGGCCUAUUCAAAUUGGGAUACAAAGAUAUAUCACAAAAAAUAUCAAUUGAAAAGAGGCAUCAAGUGUUUGAAAUGCAUGGGACGUGAUGUACAAAUAGCAGACUGGAGCAAUAGUUUGGAUCUGGAUUUCAAAAGUCGAAGCAAUUGACUGGACAUUUUAUCUAGUGUUUUGACACAUCGAUCUUACUCAUUGCACAUGUAGCCUACAUAACACUCUUCACUACAGAUUCAUCAUUCGAACACCAUGUAUACUGUUAUGUAGCCUAAGACACUGCUGACUGCAUACAUGUAUGUUGAGAAUAGCAUCUGUAUCAGAAUUCUCAAAAAGCUUAGGAUCUUUGAAGGCUCAGAAAAAACUUACAAAAAACAGGACUAGGGAGAGUGCUUUAACAUUUGAGACUACACUCAAAUUAUUCUGUGUUCUCAUAUAUGAUAUAUACUGACAUUAGACAGGAUAUAUAGACAAAGUCUUGUAUGUGUUGCAGAAUGAAUGGUGAUGCAUGCAGUGGGGCAUAUUCCUGAAGCAAUGGCCUGAGAAAUCCCUCUGUGGCCAUUGCUGGAUUGGCUUCUGAUACCUGAGCUUUUGAGGGAGUGUGCCUAUUCUUCCUGUUCAAUCAAAUCUAUCCCAAGUACAGCAACAUUGACAGCCCUUCUUUUAAUCUGGGGUCUUCCCUAAAACUUUGCACAGUGAUUUAAGAUAAGUGAAAAUUGGUUUAGCUGCUGAAUAGACCAAGUAUUCCACAACAAUUUUCAAAAUGGAAGACAGUGAUGCUUUGGCUGUAGAUCAAAAUGAUGAUAACCGUGAUGAGUUUCAAUGUAGUUGCUGUUUCAAUCUUAUGACACAACCAACCUCUCUAAUGUGUGGUCAUAACUUUUGUAGAGGAUGCCUAGCAAGAUGGUAUCUAUCAUCAAAGAAACGAGAAUGCCCUACUUGUCGACAAAAAUGGCAGGGACACCCUCGAGUAAAUAUAACCUUAAGGAAUAUGAUGACUAAAAUGUUUAAGAAAGAAGUAGAAGAAUUAGAAACCGAGUUAGAUACCAAUGAAGACACCAAGAGUAAAUUAGAUGAAUUUGAUCGUCAGUUAGACAGUAGAGAGGAUGAAACUGAUCCUAGAGCUUUUUGUACUGGUAUUGUCUUGACAUUAGCUGCUAUUCUAGUCAUAUAUUUAGCAUGGUUCUGGCGUAAUAGUGAUCAAGACCUUCUCAUCAGAAAACCCUUAUGGUCGUGGAAACCAAAAGAUGUUAGUCAAUGGUUAACAGAGUUAUCGUGGGCAGACAAAUAUUCAGAAUUUGUUUUAGAAGAAAAAAUAGAUGGUAUGACGCUCAUGGCGUUUGAUGAAAAAUCAUUACAAGAAAAAUUACAUAUAGAUAAUCCUCUACAUUUAAAAGCUCUGUUAUUAGCUAUACAUGGUAUGACUGAUACAGGCGUUAAAUUUCCGACUAAUCUAUGGGAAUAUAAGUCUAUUUAUCCUGGUAGAAGUUUAUUUUUAUUAUAUGGUCUAAAAGAUUUUCCUCGUACCACAUUAUUAUAUUUAUAUCUCUAUAAAUAUGAAGAAGUGUUUUUACCGUUUCUACAUUACACUAUACCUGCUGAUGAUAGUAUAUAUAUUAGUACAGAGCAUAAAGAACCCUACUCAUGGCAGCUCAUAACCUUUAUUAUGUAUGCUGUUGUUUUACCAUAUUGGUUAAUAGGAAAGUUUUCCUGGGUCUACUGUGAUGUUAACAGAUGGACAUCUUGGUUUGUUAUGAUGUCAUGUUUUUUACUCUCCUAUCUAGAAAUAUCAGUUUUAAAAGAUUUUUUACAAGAACAAAAUAAGUUAAGUUCUUUAAGAGAUUUAUUUAAGAAGCAUUUUAAGAUGUUGGUAUCAAUAAGUAUCUUUGUAGUUAUAUGGCCAGUUGUACCAAGACUUAUAUGUGAUUUUUUCUUCUAUGCAGCUUUGUAUUUUUCACCAAUUCAGUUAGCUAUUCAAAUUAAAAAUAAUUUUUUGAACUUAAGAGCUCAUUAGAAAGGUUUGAAUCUCUGAAAAUAGUUCUCAUUGGCUGUGUAAUAACCAAAGAAUUAACAAUAUUCUCAUCAUGGUUAAAUGAUCUUACACCCAGUCGGCCUUAUGUAAAUUAUAUAUUUAAUAUAUCAUUUUGUUCACAUGUAAACAAACGUCAUUAAAUAUUUUAUUUAUUAUAAGGAAGAAACAGGUUUUUAAUAUAUUUGAUUUAAAGGUACAGGUAGGCUUUGUUUUAUUUUAAAAGUCAAUGAUAAUACAUGUAUUGAUUGAAACUUAAUUUUUUUAAAAAUGAAAAAUAAAUAUCUUGGAUGUCAAUAAUUUUAUUGAGAGACUUUUUAAAGACAUAUCCCAUUUUUGCAUAAACAUUCCAAGUCGAAUUAACAAGCACAACCAUUUAUAUAUAAAUAUAUCAAUGUAAUUAAAUCAUAAUUAUUUUAUUUGAUAUCACCAAACUUUUAACAAAGUUGUUAUUGCCUUCAUCAGAUCAAUGUAAAUCACUAAACAUUUAAAAUAAUAUAUGAUGAGGUGCUGUUAAUCAGAAAUAUUUGGUAUUAUUUUUUAAAGAAUUUCUCUAUGUCUCUUCAGUUUCAUUUUACUAAAGGAUAGAAAAUCCACAAUUCAAGACAUUUGGUUAUAUUUUGUGUAAUCUUGCAUAUUAACUACAUGUAGUUUGUUUUAAUGUUAUGGUUUAGAUGUGAUCACAUGUGGAAGAUGCUGCUGGUUUGUAAAAAAGAGUUAUUUUCAAUUGUAUAUUUUGUAUAUUUAUAAACCUUUAGUAUCCUUGAUGCAACAGUCAAAUUGUAAUGCAUUUCAGAACUUAGAUGGUUGGGACCUCUUUCUAAUGAGUUUUUUACAAACAUAUUUAGGGGUGGGUAUGAGGCCGGUAAAAUCUGAGAUGGACUUUGGCCAUUUACCCUUCUCUUCUGUCAUGGAAAAGGAGUUUGAUUACCUGCCUAACCUCAUGAGUUUUCUGCAGGUCCUCCGAUUUCGCCCCACUGCUAAAGACCCCAAUGUGCAAGUGAAUUAUUGAAAUUGUACCAUAUGUCAUGGGAACUGUUAAGGGCAAUGUUAAUAAAAUAGGUACAGAUUAUAUUAGAUUGUUUACAGCUCAACCGGAAUAUGUAUAAAGAAGAUAGAUUGUUCACUAUUUAUCAUAAAUUUUAAUUUGUUUUAUGAUGCUGUUAAAGUAAUGAAUAUUUUAUUCAAUUUGUUUGUAAUUUAUGUGUCUUAAUAAUAAAUUUUUUAUUUAAAAAUUA
Messenger RNA from Patella vulgata (common limpet), 3693 nucleotides. Its product is annotated as bifunctional apoptosis regulator. Gene Ontology annotation, molecular function: protein binding; metal ion binding; ubiquitin protein ligase activity. The transcript is spliced from 8 exons. Gene Ontology annotation, cellular component: nucleus. Bases 1190 to 2440 code for a protein of 416 amino acids. Gene Ontology annotation, biological process: proteasome-mediated ubiquitin-dependent protein catabolic process. NCBI's taxonomy places the organism in Eukaryota, Metazoa, Mollusca, Gastropoda, Patellidae. The record is from RefSeq and is a predicted model, not a curated record.